This is a messenger RNA of Drepanopeziza brunnea f. sp. 'multigermtubi' MB_m1, 1770 nucleotides long. RefSeq lists its product as uncharacterized. The record is from RefSeq and is a predicted model, not a curated record. Lineage: Eukaryota; Fungi; Ascomycota; Leotiomycetes; Helotiales; Drepanopezizaceae. Gene Ontology annotation, cellular component: nuclear origin of replication recognition complex; nucleus. Gene Ontology annotation, biological process: DNA replication. Gene Ontology annotation, molecular function: DNA replication origin binding.
AUGAAGAAGCGGAAGAGUCAGGAUCUCAUCGGACUGCAAAGCGGGCCAGCACUGAAAAGAUCUCGCUCAGCGAGAGUCGCAUUGAACGGAGAAAUUCUUCAACGGAAUAGACACCCCGAAGCAAACGAGCCCCAAACUAGCUCAGAGCCCUCUAGGACGGAGACGCAUGAUGUAUUGGCAGACGAGGGAGAUAGUUUGGAAGGCGAUUCCUCUGAGGCAGAACAAGCGGCAUAUACACCCGUUAGAGGAGAUCAAAGGACUCCGAGCAGGUCUGCCCUUGAGAAAUCAUCGAAUGGGAUAACGCAAAAGAAGCAGCUAGGAGGGAAGAGGCUCUUCGCAACGCCGGUAAAAACAAAUGAUACUGCGGACAACGGUACCUCAAGGAUUGAACGGAAUGCGGAUCGUUCAGCGAGAAGGAAGAGUACCAGAACGCUGAUUGAGAGGACAAUAUUAGGCAAUACUAGCGACAAUGAUGAGAGGGACGAGGAUAUUGCCCAGCGAAUCUAUGGCUCGGACGAAGAAGGCCUCGGCGCAGAAGGCGAGGAGGAAAUAAGCGAAGUCCCUGAUGAGAGCGCCCUCCCAGAGACACCUUCGAAACGUGGGAGGAAAAAGAGAUCCAAAAUCCAACGACGAUCACCGACACCUCCGCAAGAUCUUUCCGCACACGAAAAGUAUUUCUUCCAGAAUCGGAGUGUGCGAGCAAAAACUUCCAACAACAACCUUGCCUCUUUGGCUCUCCUCGACCAUGAGGAAUUUUUCAGCCGUUCUCGAAAGUUGCAAGAUGCUCAUGCCGAAGAUAUGAUUUUUUUGGAGCGGCUGCAUGCUGGGUCCUUCAACCAGUGGCGAUUUGAACUGAGUCAAGAUUUCAACAUAUGUGCGUUUGGCUGGGGCUCCAAGCGAUCUCUUCUAAUGCAGUUUGCGGAUUACAUAUACAAAUCGCAAACAGACCGUGAGAAGUCCAAGAUAGUGGUCGUCAAUGGCUAUGUAAACAAUCUGACAAUUCGGGAUGUUUUGAAUACUGUGGCUGCUGCAUUCUCUGAACGCGGACCAAAAUUGGGCUCACAGCCGGCUGAGAUGCUUGAUAACCUCUUUGCCUUGCUAGAGGAGGAUACAACUCGGGACGUCACACUCAUAAUCCACUCAAUCGACCGAUUGCCACUCCGGCGCCCUGCGACCCAGACCAUCCUAUCGCGCCUGAGUUCUCACCCCCAGGUUCACUUGGUAGCAUCAGCCGAUCAUCCAUCUUUUCCACUUUUGUGGGACAGUUCUCUCCGCUCAACCUACAACUUCUUGUUCCAUGAUUGUACAACUUUCCAACCUUACGUUUCUGAAUUCGACAUUGUUGAGGAAGUCCAUGAAUUACUUGGUAGAAGUGGGAGACGGGUGGGUGGGAAAGAGGGAGUGAGCUUCGUGCUGAAGAGUUUGCCCGAGAACGCCAAGAAUUUGUUCAGGGUCUUGAUAGGGGAGCAACUGGCUGCAAUGGAUGAGAGUUCUGUGGCAAUUGUGGAAGGCGACGAGGACGAGGAUGUCCCAGGCCCACGAAGCGGCCACUCCAGGACGUCUGAACCAGGUGUUGCGUACAGAGUCUUGUAUCAGAAGGCUUCUGAGGAGUUCAUCUGCAGCAACGAGAUGAACUUCAGGACACUGUUAAAAGAAUUUCAUGAUCAUCAAAUGAUACAAAGCCGGAAGGAUUCUAUGGGCACGGAAAUGCUUUCUGUGCCAUUUCGGAAGGAGGAGCUAGAGACAAUAUUAGAGGACAUCGCGUCUUAG